AUGUUCUCGUCUAAUACACAACUCACCCUGAUUUGGAAACCUCCACAUAAACCGAAUGGAAAAAUAGUGCGAUAUGAAGUAAUCUUAAAAGUUAAAGAGUAUUGCGGUUGUAGGGAUUUAGAAAUAUCUACGCCGGAUAAUCACAUUAUUACAACAUCUACAAUAGAGCCAAGGAUCACAAUUCCGGAUUUACAUUUGUACACGUUUUAUAGUGCCCAAAUCAUAGCUCAUAACUCACGUCAUUUUAGCAUGAACACAGAAACAGCCUUCAUUACAGCACAAUCUGAAAUACCAUCAGAAGUAUUUACUCAGUUGAAAAUACAAGACUGGAAAUUGUCAUGGAGUCCGCCUGAAGAUUGUACAACGAUUCUGGGAUCAUUGAAAGCCAGAAUAAAAAUACAAGAUUUGGAUCAAUUAAGUCCGAAAUUAAAUGGUGUUGAGCGAUACUUGGCAACAGUUUACGUAAUAAGAGAUUUUUUAAGCAAAGAAAAUGCUUCCGCUUAUCAAAAAUACGAGUUUGAAACUCCGCCGACAGGCACAGAAUAA
Wasmannia auropunctata (little fire ant) is the source of this 546-nucleotide messenger RNA. Its product is annotated as phosphatidylinositol phosphatase PTPRQ-like. The record is from RefSeq and is a predicted model, not a curated record. The coding region runs from base 1 to 546 and encodes 181 amino acids. NCBI's taxonomy places the organism in Eukaryota, Metazoa, Arthropoda, Insecta, Hymenoptera, Formicidae. The transcript has 5 exons. Gene Ontology annotation, molecular function: protein binding.